AUGUCUCAAAACCAACAAGUCGCCUUGAUAAUAGGCGCAUCACGGGGAAUCGGGCGUCAAAUCGCCGUCGACCUAGCAAAGUACGGCUAUUCUGUAAUGCUAUCUGCGAAAACAACAUCAGACGCAUCAAAAGUGACCCCAUUCCCACCCGACCCAAACUCAUCACAGUCCACCAUCAACACCGUAGAACGCGAAAUCCGUGAAGCGGGUGGACGCGCAGCAACGGUCGCCGUUGACGUGCGCGACGCAGCGCAGAUCCAGCAUGCCGUCGAGGAGACAGUGCGGGUCUUCGGGAAGCUCGAUGUGCUCGUGUACAACUCCGGUGCGAUCUGGUGGUCUUCUGUUGAGAAUACGCCUCUCAAGCGGUUCAAGCUUAUGCAGCAGGUGAACCCCGAGGGACUUUAUGCGACUGUUCAGGCUGCUUUGCCUUUCUUUGAAAAAGCAGGCUGGAAAGGUCGCAUUGUUGUUGUUUCGCCGCCUAUUUAUUCCAGGUUCUUUAGGGGGAAGACUGCUUAUGCGAUGGGUGAGUUUGUGUCUGAUCCGUGGGGGUUGGAGGCCGGGGUUGGCAAAGUUGGAAUGAGUGUCUUGGUUAAAGGCCUGGCUAUGGACUUUGUGCGUCAAGGCCGAAAUGAAAUGGCGGUGACAAGUAUUUGGCCUGCAUCGUCGAUUGAGUCAGCAGCUACAGAGCACAAUAAGGGAUCCGAUGCAUCCUACAAAAAGGAUAUGAGAAAGCCGACAAUAUUCUCAGACGCUGUUCUUGCUAUGCUUCGUGCCCCACACAAAGUAGUGAACGGCCUGCUGGAUACAGAUGAGGACUUCCUCCGGAAGAAAUGUGGAGUGUCUGACUUUUCCAAAUACUCUGUAAUCCCAGGAUCGACGCCGAGGCGGAUUAUGCCCGACAACUUCCCAGUACUGGAGGUUGCGGAGCAAGACGAUGAAGGGAAGCGAAUGGAUAGCACGACGGUACGGGCAAAGAUGUAA
This is a messenger RNA of Penicillium verrucosum, 981 nucleotides long. RefSeq lists its product as uncharacterized. The transcript has 5 exons. Bases 1 to 981 code for a protein of 326 amino acids. The record is from RefSeq and is a predicted model, not a curated record. NCBI's taxonomy places the organism in Eukaryota, Fungi, Ascomycota, Eurotiomycetes, Eurotiales, Aspergillaceae.